Molecule: messenger RNA, 9496 nt
Organism: Macrobrachium nipponense
Lineage: Eukaryota; Metazoa; Arthropoda; Malacostraca; Decapoda; Palaemonidae
Gene: msn
Product: serine/threonine-protein kinase mig-15-like
Biological process (GO): protein phosphorylation
Molecular function (GO): protein kinase activity; ATP binding
Source: RefSeq, a predicted model, not a curated record
AAUUACUGAAAACAAUGAAACAAUCAUAGAGUAUUUAAGAACAGGUCAAUGUUGAUGGGGAUUGUGUGGUACUAAUCCUCCAUGAAUAUGUCCGGGCUGAUGGUGGUGGUGUGUUUUGUCAUCUCACAGUAACUCUCCACCGCCAUUUGUGUUUGGUUCGUGCGUUUUUCCGGGGGAUUAGGUGCAUAUCAGUGAUAUAAUGCGAUAAUAGAGGGUGUGUUACGUUCAGCGAUGCAGGAUACUCUUAAAUGUGCCCUAACUGAGUCUAUUUUUUAAGUUUUCUCUCGAAGUCAAAAAAUGGCUCAUUCUGUGAACUGUAGUUUGGAUGACAUCGACCUCAAUGCAUUAAAGGAUCCUGCUGGUAUAUUUGAUCUAAUAGAAGUUGUUGGCAAUGGCACUUACGGUCAAGUGUAUAAGGGUCGGCACACCAAGACCGGUCAGCUGGCUGCCAUCAAAGUUAUGGAUGUUACGGAGGAUGAAGAAGAAGAAAUUAAACUGGAAAUUAAUGUCCUGAAAAAGUUUUCCCAUCAUCGGAACAUUGCCACUUAUUAUGGUGCCUUCAUCAAGAAGUCCCCUCCUGGGAAAGAUGAUCAACUGUGGCUCGUUAUGGAGUACUGUGGUGCUGGCUCUGUCACAGAUCUUGUCAAAUCCACCAAAGGACAAAGUCUAAAAGAAGAAUGGAUAGCCUACAUUUCUAGAGAAAUUUUACGAGGCUUGGCCCAUCUGCACUCCAGUAAAGUCAUCCACAGAGAUAUCAAAGGCCAGAAUGUCCUCCUCACUGAUAACGCUGAAGUCAAGUUAGUUGACUUUGGUGUCAGUGCUCAGCUUGACCGUACUAUAGGGAGGAGGAACACCUUUAUUGGUACGCCAUACUGGAUGGCUCCAGAAGUUAUUGCUUGUGAUGAAAAUCCAGAGGCUACGUAUGACAACCGUAGUGACUUAUGGAGUUUAGGUAUCACAGCGCUAGAAAUGGCUGAAUCACAACCCCCUCUGUGUGAUAUGCAUCCAAUGCGCGCUCUGUUCUUGAUCCCAAGGAAUCCACCUCCACGCCUUAAGAAUAGCAAGAAAUGGAGUAAAAAAUUUCAUUCCUUUAUUGAUAGUGUCUUAGUCAAGGACUACCAUCAGAGAACUUACACUGAUCAGUUACUAAAACAUCCAUUUAUACGGGACCAACCAACUGAACGGCAAGUGCGUAUCCAACUCAAAGAUCACAUAGACAGAUGCAAGAAACAUAAGCAGAAAGAAGACAGAGAAGAAACAUUUAAUUACAGUGGGUCUGAUAAUGAAGAUGAGGAAACAACACAACCUGGUGAACCCUCUUCAAUCAUUCAAGCACCAGCAGGGAAUACCUUGAGACGGAAUUUCCAACAAAUACAGGAGCAUCAAAGAAAUGGUGGAAAGAAAGAGAAAGAGGAGAUUCCUGAUCCGGGACCUCCAGCCAGACCUGCAUUACCACAAAGGUUACUUGGCCAAGAGCCUGCGCCUCCUCAAAGGCCUCUUCCACCACCACCUCAGGCAGAGAUCACCACCAAGCUGCAGCACACAAAACCAGCAACACCUCCGCAACACCAUCCAAGGGACCAUCGGGAACAUCGUGAACACCGUGAACACAGGGAACACAGAGAACAGAGGGACCAGCGCAACUCUCAGAUAGGGAAGCAGCAACAACCAGCGCAGCCACAAGCAAGAAAACCUGAGCCCUACCUCGCUCGAAGGUUAGAGGACUUGGACAUGCUUGCUCAGCACUUGAAUGAGCUUGGAGCUGUAUCGGGUCAAAAUGCAAAUGACAGAGAAAGGGAAAGAAAUGAACGUAGUGAACGCGAGAGGAACGAAAGAGAAAGAGAAAAAGAAAGAUCAGAGAGAGAUCGGGAAAGAGAGAGGGAAAGAGAACGGGAACGGGAAAGAGAACGGGAAAGAGAACGAGAAAGAGAACGUCGUGAGCAGGAUAGAAGUCGACAAAAUGGGGGGAGCAGCAAACAUGACUCGCCGGCACCUGUUGUGGAAGAUGACUCAAGUGAUGAAGAGGAGGAAGGUCGUGUCAGAUAUGAUGGAACCCUUCUCGCCUCAGAUCCACCAAAGCCACUGUUCGACUAUUCCACUUUCAGACCGCCCGAAGGUGCCCUACCACACACUGCUCUACAGGGACCCCCUCCAAAUCGACCUCUCCCGCCUACCCCUGAUGAUGAUGAAUCUGGAGAUCGCACCCUCAUCAGGCGAACGCAACAGUUGGAUGCAGAUCAGCUUGCUCAUGUGGAUAACCUGGUUAACCAUGACAUUCGUCAGAGUCCGCAGAAAAAUGAAAACUUUUUUGGAAGGAGUAGUGUCAUUAGUAACAGAGGAACUGAUGAUGAUCCAAGAAUGUUUUACAAUCAAGAACGUUUUAGAUCUGAUAGAGACUCUGUAAAUGGUAGUGAUGGUAGACUACAGGAAUACAAACCAACCCACCGUAAUUCACAGCAGCUUGGCCGUCAGUCCAGUGAUGGUGAUUCAAGCCAGAGAGCUCAUCGUAGAAAUGAGUCGGAUUCGAGACUUGGGCUUUUGAGAAGGCAGCAUACGGAUGUUGCCGUUUCUCGAAGAUCUGAUGUAUAUCGUAACAGUAAAGUUGAAUUAUCUUUUCCUUCUUGUCGUUCUGAGGUGACAAGUGUUGCUGGUGAACCUGUUCUGACAGAUUUUAUGGCUGUAAAAGGAAGUGAGCAUCAACGUGCAUAUGCGGAUAGUGUCCCCAGUGAGUUACGAAGACAGGUUUCACUAGAUGGGGAUCUCCAUGCAGUUAGUUCUUCCCCCUCUUCAAGUAGGGAACCUGCAAGGCAUGAAUGGCCCCAGCGUAGGGAAAAAUCAGACGUGGAUUUACGUCGAGCAGAGCUACGUAAUGAAUUGGAGAAAUGGCGCGUUGCUCCCCAGGAGGGAUGUGGAAGAGAAAGUCAUGGCCUGCAACAGCACGGACCAGCCCAGCAGGACCGAACUCGUGGUGCAGAGCCCUCUUCCGGAACGAGCACCCCUGGUUCACGCACAUCCUCUGUUCUUCCUGAUCUCUUACCUCAGGCCACCAACAGCCCCAAUGGAUCCAGACAUGAUAAAUCAACCAGUGAAGAGUAUCGCCAAGCAGUUAGUAAAGGUACUCCUCCUCAACUUCAGAAAAAGCAGCUCUCAUUCAUGGCCUUUGGAUUUGGUGCUGGUGGAACGGAGCCUGCACGGCGUGAAUCCCACAUUAAUAUCAAUGUGGCUCCAACCUCGCAUGAUGUAAAUGACACCCCUGAGAUAAGGAAGUACAAGAAGAGAUUCAAUUCAGAAAUACUCUGUGCCUCAUUAUGGGGUGUUAACCUACUUAUUGGCACAGAAAAUGGUCUUAUGCUUCUUGAUCGAUCUGGAGUAGGAAAAGUUUAUCAGUUGAUUUCUAGAAGAAGGUUUCAACAAAUGGAAGUCCUUUCAGAUCAGAAUAUAUUAGUCACUAUAUCUGGGAAAAAGAAUAGAGUUCGUGUUUAUUAUCUCUCGUGGUUGAAAUCCAAGAUUCUUCGUACAGAUGCUCAACAAGUAGAAAGGCGUAAUGGCUGGAUCAAUGUGGGUGAUUUGCAUGGUGCAGUCCAUUUCAAGAUAGUCAAAUAUGAGCGCAUCAAGUUUUUAGUUAUUGCUCUACGUGACUCAAUUGAAAUCUAUGCGUGGGCACCAAAGCCAUACCAUAAGUUCAUGGCAUUUAAGAGUUUUGGUGACUUAGUACAGAAACCUUGUUUAGUGGACCUAACUGUAGAGGAAGGUUCACGUUUGAAAGUGGUCUAUGGUUCCACUCAGGGUUUCCACGCAGUAGAUGUUGACUCUGGUCAGGUUUAUGACAUUUAUCUUCCAAAACAUAUCCAGGGUAAUAUUACACCACACACUAUAGUAACGCUACCUAAUAGUAAUGGUCUUCAGUUACUUAUUUGUUACGACAAUGAAGGUGUAUAUGUAAAUACUUAUGGAAGGGUGACAAAGAACAUGAUGCUACAAUGGGGAGAAAUGCCUACAUCUGUAGCAUUCAUUGGCACUGGUCAGAUCAUGGGCUGGGGUAAUAAAGCCAUUGAAAUUCGUUCUGUAGAAACUGGUCACUUAGAUGGAGUUUUUAUGCACAAGAAGGCACAGAAGCUGAAAUUUCUCUGUGAGCGUAAUGAUAAGGUGUUCUUCUCGUCAGCAAAAGGGGGAUCUUCGUGCCAAAUAUACUUCAUGACGCUCAACAAACCGGGUAUGGCAAACUGGUAGGCUUGAUAAUGUGCCAGUGUCAUUAUACUUCAUUGCUAUGUUCUAUCACCAAAGGAGAGUCUUCCUAAGGAACAACUGCCAUUGUCACAUUAUUAAAAAAAUUCCAGCAAGCAAAUAAGGACGCAGGUGCUCAACUGUUUUCAAGUUCCAUGACGACAUAUUUGAAGUGUAAUAAGUCACUAUGAGAAAUGGACACAUUCCUAUUUGCUACAAAUCUAUGUAGUUAACCAUGGGAGAAGCACUUCUUGACUUAUUGCCAUAGAAUAAAUAGCCAUGUCGAAGCUCUUGAUUUUGAGUCCAAAUCUCUGAUGAGUACUACUCCUUGGUCAGUGGUGGGGGUGUUUAGGACUUCAGUAGUUCAUGAUAUGGCUCUACAAGUGUUUUUAAGUUGCUGAAACUAUACACAUAUAUAUUUAUAUAUAUCAGUGGUGAUACAUAAAAGUUGAUCAAAUUGAAACAAAUGAUCAGAUUGGCAGAAAAUAUUUUUUACAAUUAAUUUGUUGCAAGGCCGUGAAAAUGUCGCUGUUUGAUGUUUUACCAAUGUUCUACACCAUGAGCAUUUACACAAAAUUGGUGUUCUAUUAUACAGAAAUGUAACCACAACAAGUGCAUUGAUAACCAGAGAAUUUUUAUUUUUACACACGAGAAAUUACUGUACCCCAUAUUAUGUUUGAGGGUUGACUGCAGGAGAUUGGAACAAAAUCCAAAGUACAGAAAAAGUCAUAGAAGCAAAGUUGUCAUACUUGAAACUCCACUCAUGGCUGCAAGUUAAAUGUGAUGCCCAUAUUUUUGCAGGUUGGGUUCUUCUUCCCUGAACCUAACAAUUAAAAUAAUUGCUUUUUGGGAACUACUGUAGUACUAAGAGAAAAUUAUUCAUAAUUUGCUCAAUUGGCAUCCUACAUGAAAACAGAAUAACAGGGUUAACUCAUAUAUAUUCAAACUUAUUAUUUGUGUUAAGUGCUCUUCUCUCAUGUUUUGCCACUUAAAAAAUUGCAUUGGUCAUAAAUUGCUUAAUAUUUUCACUCCUGGCAACUAAGGUGGUAAUAGUCAGUAUUGUAAAAUAUUCAUGUCUGCUUCUGUAUUAUAAUUUUUUAUUUAAUCAUUGCCACUUUGUUACAGUUUCAGAAAAUGAGUCUUUUAAGUUUACCUAUAAGUUGGUUUGCAGUUUUAAAUAUUUGUGUACUCAUUUUAUGUGGUAUUGUAAAAUGCAGGACUAGAGCAUGUCUUCACAAUCUACUUGUUUCAGUAUUUUGACUUGUUUUUGUUUUUUCAUACUAGUAAAAGAAAGGGAUAUUUCACAUUCAGCUGGUAUGAAUGGAAAGUUUCGUGCACAUUGUUUCCCCAGAAAGUUAGGGUUUGUUUAUAAUUUACUCAGCCAACAGAUGUUUUGCAAAGCACUUUAUAUUUGAGAAUGUGACAACUACUGCUGUAGGAACAACCAAAAGCCAAAAGCUUUUAUCUUUCCCUUUCCUCUAACACCAUUUAUACACAGAUCUCGUGUAUACCCUACCAGUUGCAGCUGUACUUUUUUAGGCUACAUUUCCUUAAAAUUUGUCCCACACUCUUUUAUUGAAUUUUUCUGGGUCUUGAUAAAUUUUGCUUUGUAUUAUUUGUUAAAAGAAGGUGGUUACAUAGGUAAUUCCACGUUUAAUGCCAUCAACCCUGCCUUUAUUUCCUUUGGUUGUAUUAAUCUGAAUAGAUAAGGAAAGGACUGUAAUAUCAUAGUUAAUUCUACUUUGCUGGUAUUCUUCACACUCCCACUUUUUUUACUAAUUGACAGUUGGUAUAGUUAAUAUGCUCUUUUUCUCAACAGCAUUUAAAGCUUAAAGUUGUACUAUUGUGCUUCUAAAUUUUCUCUUAUGUAGUGAAUUUACACUACUGUGAUUUAACUAGCCAUUAGAUUACUUUUUGACCUUUUAAGUCUUAGUCAACCUGUUUGGUUAGAUACUCAUAUUUCAUUAGGUACUGCAUUUCUGUUUUCCUGGGGGGUAUAUGAUAUAGCUGAUGCUCGUAAUGUUCUAGUCCUAAGUUAACUACAACUCUGUUCAGACUUAACAUUUGCAAUUAUUCAUUAUUAAGGAACUUCAUUUUUCAAGUGAUGAUAGAGAGUUACUGCUUUGUUUCCAAGCAUUUGGUGUUGUAAAGUCAUCACAGUUUUAAUGGUGCAGUUUUUCAGACUUCAGAUGGGUGCUGAUUGUAUUGCUGUAAUCAAGUACAGUCCAAGGUUUCAAUAAUACCCGGCAUGCUGGUCAUGCUUUUAACUUGCAGGCUUUCUGGUUUUUUCCAACCUAUGAAAAGUGGAGUAGUUUCGUUUAUAACAUUUUAUCAUCAGUUCAGUUUUGCACAAGGAUAACAAAAUUAUACAGUUUGCAAAUGUAUGAGUCUUAGUUUUUAGCAUAAUUUCUUCACAUCUGCAGUGUUUUAUUUUUCUUGACUUUCUAUUUACUUUGCUAUUUUACACCCCCAAGCUAUUGGUGAAUUUACUUUUAAGCAGCUAACUUGCAUUUGCUCUCUACGUAACUUUUUCUGCAGAGUUUCAUGAACCGAAGGUAAUUGCAGGUGUAGAAAGGUACUCUUUUUGAGUUUCCAAACUUGGUAAUCUUACAGACUUGGUAAUCUUACAUAGAAGUCUGGAAAAUUUUCCACAUUAGUAGGUCUCAGAUUUUGUUUCAACAUUAUUAUUUUUGUGUGUGCUUCCAGUGCAGAAUGAAUUAAGUCUGUUAUUCUCUUUAUGAUCUACUGUUAAGAGUUUUAGUAACAGACAAGCAAAGCAGGAGAGGUAUAAGAACAAAUUAUGGUAAUCUUUGGUUUUGGGCUGCAAGUGAUUUAUGUAGCAUGUUGUCCAGUGGAACAAGGAUAAUUCACUACUACUGUAUUAAGAUUAUAAGUUUAAUUUUUGUAUUUUUCAACCAUGAAUAUUGGCCAAAUUUAAGCAGCAGUAGGUUGUGCCACCUGCUACAGAAUGCGGCAAUUGCUUCCGUAAUGAAAUAAAUUACAGGUUUUAGUCUUCAUAAUUGCUUUUUAUAAAGCUACUUUAUUCAUCUCUGAUAGAUCUGUAAAUACUGCAGAAAAAGGCAGAAAUUGUACAAGAGAUUGUACAGACAAUAUAUAUAUAUGGAUAGGUAAUUUUUUAUUUAUAACAGAAAUUUAUUCAAAUCAACAUUUUAUUUGGUAUGUUUUAAGAAAAUCUAGGUAACUUCACUAUAACUAUACAUUAUCGUUACCAUGUGCCAGUGAAACCUGUGUAUUGUGAUUUCGGGAAUUUUACUAAGUACUGCUUACUUGGAAAAUUCCCGUCAGUGUUGGUAAUAUAUAUUGCAGCAUCUAAUGUCAAUAAAAAUAAUGACCAUUUGCAGUUUUUCCUUCUAUCAGUCUUACAAUUGGCUCAACAGCUGCUUAGCCACACCAGAAAGUUUAUCACACCUCUGCAAAAGGGUCGUAAUGUUUCCAAUCUGAAUUAUUUUUUUAACUAUGAGUGGGAAGUUAUUGCCAUAUUUUUUGGAGACUAGUUAAUAGUAAAAGUUUGGUUUGGUAUCCUUGACACAUGGUAAUGGUUUGGUAUCAUCGUGUUUUGUUUUUCUUUUUUGUCACAAAGUGCACUAAAGUAAAUAAAACUUAAAUAAUGAAUUCUCGUAACCUGUAUAUUAGGCAGGACUUUAUUUAAUUAGGCCGCUGAUUAAGUAAUAUCAUCCAAACUGCAUACACCACCCACUCCAGUUAAUGCCAUAUCACCAAACAACUAAAUGCCACCGUUGACUUUUUUUUUAUAUAAAUAUAGCAGUUAAAUAUGGGCCAGUGCCUUUAUAUAGGAAUGAGAAGUUUUGUCUUAUUGUGUCAAGAAUUGAUGAUAGUGUCACCGAAUUGAUACAUCAUUCCAUUUUUUACAUAAUGCAGUUGUCAAUCAUGAUGUCCCAUUCCUAAAUGUAGACUGUGCAAUGUUAAUCUGAGCUUUUAAGUUAAACCAAAGUAUUAAAGGUUUUAGUUAGAAUUCAGAUGUUUUACCAUCUUUUGAUCGUAUGUGUAUUAUGUAAUGGGCUUCAAAUCUGUUUUAUAUGGUGCUUUUCUUAUUUAGUUUUCCUUUUCAAGAAAUUUUCUGUGUUGUUUUAGAGAAGCUUGAGUAAGAUCUGUUCUUUUGAUAUUGUGAUUAUUAUUAGUGCUUGUAAACUAAUUCGCAAGAUAUUUUCUACAGUGUUCAUGUAUUCUGAAUAUUUCCUCAAUGCCAAAGGUAUAUUAGUAGUACCCAAACUUCUCUUUGGCAUCAGUGAAGUGGGAUGUGGUGAUAACAGAGACUUGAUCAUUUCCAUCACCACGCUCACUCUACAACGCUCUCUCCUGAUUCUGGUCCGUCUGAAAUUUUGGUUGCUUUUGCAUUAAGUGCUCGAAAUCCUUUAGUGUACUGUACUACUGUUUUCAUUUCAUGAACAUCCUCACAGUAACUUCAUAUCAAAAAUCAAAAAUACUUCUUAAGAAAAUUGAAGGCUACUUAAAAAAAAAAAAAGUAAAUAUUUUUAGUGUGCUUUUUGAAGGAAUUCAGUGCAGAAGAGGAUGUCAUGACUCAUUUCUUCAGUAUUAAAUUUUGUAAGGACCUUUAUUUCAGAUUAAUACAGUGGACAAUAGUUGUACAGAGAGUAUUUCAGCAGACUUUGCAAUUACACUUGAGUGAAAUCUACACAGGAUGUGUCCCAGCAAGUGUAUACCGUAUUUGUGAGAAGCAGCAACUGUGUAUCCAGCUAUAUUCACAAAUUGUAGUUUGGCUUGUAAAAAGUCAAACAAGAGUGUUUUCUUGCAAAGCAUGAUCUCCCAUGAUUUUUUAUGCUGCUGCAUCAUUGAUAUGAUGUUUGCUGUUCAAGAAAACCCACUAGUAAGAUAAAGGAAGUGCAAACCAAUGAUUGCCACUAUUCUUUCUCUCCUCUCUCAUUCUGUCCUCUUUAUAUCAUUAGCUUAAACAGUCAUUUUAUACUUUAGAAAUAUCAGAGCCUUUGUAUUAUUAUGAGUGUUUAAAGGUAAGUUCUUUUUUAACUUAUACAUCUACUAGCAAGGCACGAUAUGUGCAUUUACUUGGGACUCCUGUGAAUAUAUUGAACCUAUCCUAUUUAAUUUCUUUAUUUUACAAUACUCCCAUGGUAAUUUUGAAGAAAAAAUACUGUAUAUACUUUACAUUAUUUGUAUAACAAUUAUACAGAUCAAAAGGCAUUCAUUACUUUUAAUGGAGCUGAUAGCUGUCAGUUAUAAUAUGCACAUGAAUUUCAAUAAAGAAUUCAUCAGA